Molecule: messenger RNA, 3478 nt
Organism: Clarias gariepinus (North African catfish)
Lineage: Eukaryota; Metazoa; Chordata; Actinopteri; Siluriformes; Clariidae
Gene: xylt2
Product: xylosyltransferase II
Exons: 11
Coding region: 48-2639 (863 amino acids)
Biological process (GO): heparan sulfate proteoglycan biosynthetic process; chondroitin sulfate proteoglycan biosynthetic process
Cellular component (GO): membrane
Molecular function (GO): protein xylosyltransferase activity
Source: RefSeq, a predicted model, not a curated record
ACUCUGGCGAGAUGAUUCAGUGCUAAAUGUAAACCACGGGGAGGAAAAUGGUGGCGAGCACUCGUGUACAGAAGCUGCUCCGUCGGUACAAACUUGCCAUCGCCGCUGCUUUAACUAUUCUCCUGAUCCAGGGUUUGGUGGUAUGGAGUCUCCGGAGUCUGGAAGAAGGAGAGGCCGAGCGCAGAGAGCGUCGGUCCAAGCUUCCUGAUCACAACAACCAGGAUGGAAGGAGAAUCUUAGAAAACAGUAAGCAGAACGUCCACUCUCAUGGCCGAGAGAAGCAUAACAUGGACAGAACUGUUGUCCCUCAUUCCCCAAAGAGAGAUGGAAGACGAAGAAAGAAUGAUAAAAGGAUGGAAGGAGCCAGAGUCGUGCAUGGGAACCAAGUCGUAGACGUCAUCGCGCCGUACGAUCCAUCCAGCAGUCGGAACUUUACCGACACCAAGGGGCAGGAAGGAGGCAAGAUCCUGCCAGGCGCUCAGGGAGAAACAGGGAGUGUUGACGGUGCAGCCCAGGUCCCGAGCAACGACUUCGUUCCCAGCUGUGAGAUCGUUGGUAAAGACGCUCUGUCGGCUCUGCACCGCGCUGGAUCGCGCCAGUGCCGGCAGGAGAUCGCCAACGUCGCGUGCAAACACCAGGCUGGGGAGCUGAUGCCUCAGGCUUUACCUCAGUACUGCACACAGCACGUCUUAUCCAGUGCUGUCCAGCAGGCUGAUGUUCUGGACAAUGAUCUGUCCAAAGUGGAGAACCCAGUGAGGGUGGCAUUUGUGCUUAUGGUUCACGGCCGAGCCGUGCGGCAGCUGAAACGACUCCUCAAAGCCAUCUAUCACAAAGACCACUUCUACUACAUCCACGUGGACAAGCGCUCCAACUACCUGCAUCAUGAAGUCGUGCAGAUGGCUCAGCUGUACACCAAUGUCAGGGCUACGCCCUGGCGCAUGGUCACUAUCUGGGGCGGGGCCAGUUUGCUGAAGGCCUACCUGCGCAGCAUGCAGGAUCUGCUGUCCAUGCACGACUGGAAAUGGGAUUUCUUCAUCAACCUCAGUGCCACUGACUUCCCCACCAGGACCAACGAUGAGCUGGUGGCUUUUCUCUCACAGAACCGUGACAAGAACUUCUUGAAGUCUCAUGGCAGAGAGAAUGCCAGGUUCAUUAAGAAACAGGGCUUGGACAGACUCUUCCAUGAAUGUGAUAAUCACAUGUGGCGGCUGGGCGAGCGCACCAUCCCCGAGGGCCUGGAGGUGUCUGGAGGCUCUGACUGGUUUUCUCUCACACGUCGCUUCGUGGAGUAUGUGGUCAACUCCAAUGACAUGCUGGUGAUCGGGCUGAAGCAGUUCUACACCUACACCCUGCUCCCUGCUGAGUCUUUCUUUCACACAGUGUUAGGAAACAGCCACAUGUGCAACACGCUAGUGGACAACAACCUGCGAGUCACUAACUGGAACCGCAAGCUGGGCUGCAAGUGCCAGUACAAGCAUAUAGUGGACUGGUGCGGAUGCUCUCCUAAUGACUUCAAACCUGCUGAUCUCAUCCGAAUUCAGCAGCUGACAAGGCCCACAUUCUUCGCCCGCAAAUUUGAAUCCACUGUCAACCAGGAGGCCAUUAAUAUUCUCGAUACCCAUCUCUAUGGGAACUACCCACCAGGUACUGCGGCACUCAAAGCCUACUGGGAAAGCCUGUUUGAGCGUGAGGACGGUAUGGACAAUCUCAGUGACGUUGCACUCACAGCCUACACGUCCUUCUUCAGACUUGGUCUCCAUAGUCAGAAAACCAUGCAUGAGUCCUGCAGGUUUGUGCCUGUUGGCUAUCCUAUCUCUGUCCAUCUAUAUUUCUAUGAUGACCGUUUCCAGGGAUACCUGGUGCGCCAGGAGGUGAAGAACAUAUCUGGGAAGAUGGAAAUGCUGGAGGUGUGGGUUGUUCCUCAGGCCACACUACAGCUUGAGAGCAACCUGAAUGAGUUUGAGAGGCUAAAGAACCUUGAGGUAGGAACGGACUGGGACCCUAAGGAAAGAAUUUUCCGGAACUUUGGCGGCGUGAUGGGCCCUUUGGACGAGCCUGUGGCAGUACAGAAAUGGGCUCGUGGCCCCAACCUUACAGCCACCAUAGUGUGGAUUGAUCCUGCUCAGGUUGUAGCAGCGUCUUAUGACAUCAGCGUGGACGUAGAAGCAGAGUUUACACAGUACAAGCCGCCACUGCAGCGUCCUCUCAGGCCGGGAGUAUGGACAGUCCGUGUGCUGAAGCUAUGGGAGCGUGUGGCCGAAGCUCGCUUUCUGGUUAUGCCUCUGGCUUUUAAAGGAAAGGAGCCAUUUCGCAAAGAGGAGCACAGCUGGCUGCACACAGGUCCUGCAGGCAAUGUUUACCUUGAGCAUGGUUUCCAGCAGCUCUCUCAGGUUCUCAAGCUGCCUCCUAUGGAGACUGCCCUGGAAGAGUCACAGAAAAAGGCUUCUCUGGUGGGGAAUGCUCUGGAGGGUUGGGUGGACAGCUUAGUGGGUACCUUCUGGGCAACUGGAGACGUGUGUUCCACUGGGAGGUCUCUCUGUCCCAGUGUACAGCUGUGUAAGAAGGCUAGCUGGAGCUCCAUGUCUCCAGAUCCCAAAUCUGAACUGGGUGCUGUCAAAAGCAAUGGCCGCAUCAGGUAGCACCCUAAAAAAAAAAAAAAAACAAUUCGAACGAGCAACGAUGAGAUCACUAAAGUGAGCUACAGAGGAGAGGAGGAGUCCCUUCGCAGGGAUGUUUACGGGGAAUGGGUCUCUUGGAUCAUCCCAUGUUUUCUGGUCGAGAUACCUUGUCUUGAGGAUUGGUGUCAGGGACAAUGUAAGAGAAGAAGAAUCUGUUGAUGUUUGCACAUGAGAACAUUUUCUAAUUUUAAAGAAUCAUUGCUGAGAAGCGUUACAAGUUUUCUGGGGUGUAUCCAUAUGCAGUCUUGAUUUGACUGGGUUAACCCAGCUUUUUUGUUUUUUCUAUUUUCAGAACAAAUCAAAGAAAGCGCACAUUUUCUUUUGUGUAUACAUUAAUUGUAGCCAAUUAAUUAUUUUUAUUAAUUCAUUGUUGCUGCCUGUUGAAGGUUAGUGGUUAGAGUCCUGCAGCCUAGUGGUUCUCAUAAUGAAGCAUAGCCAGUUAGGUUAGGAUUUUUUUUUUUUUUUUUUUUUAAUCACUACCUACCGUUACAAAAACUGUUCUAUACGUUAAAUGAUAUUCAUUAGCACGUUCAACUGGUUACAUGAAUUACGUAAGUUUUAAUCUAUUCUUAAGGACUUAAGUUUGUAAAUAAUAUCAGGAUAGACCUAUCGUGUUAUGUCAGUAGAAGGUGCAGGAAAAAAAAAAAACUUUAUGGCUCAAUCAGUCCCAAAAGAUUUUUUUUUAUUUUUUAUUACACUUAAAUUAAUUAGAAUGGUUACAAUUUAUGAUGAGGUUCUGUGGAAUAUGUUUUACAGGUAAACGGGUCCCUGGCUACAAAACGUUAAAGCCUGUAAUUUUU